Molecule: messenger RNA, 2741 nt
Organism: Gekko japonicus
Lineage: Eukaryota; Metazoa; Chordata; Lepidosauria; Squamata; Gekkonidae
Gene: ADPGK
Product: ADP-dependent glucokinase
Exons: 8
Coding region: 313-1698 (461 amino acids)
Biological process (GO): glucose metabolic process
Cellular component (GO): endoplasmic reticulum
Molecular function (GO): ADP-specific glucokinase activity
Source: RefSeq, a predicted model, not a curated record
AACGAAACCGCUAGGCCUCUCCUCCCUCAGCUGAGCCAUCUUUGGCGUUUCUCUGGAGGAAAAAAACCCUGGAGUUUCCUAGUGAUGUUUUCGAGAUUCUCUGAAGAUUCUUUGAAAAAUAAUUUUGAGGGUCCCUGAUUACCUUUGGCCUCCAGAACCGUGUCCGAGAAACUGGGGCCUCUUUCCAUAGCCAGGACUUGUCUGGGUUUACCUCCCCCUCAAUGCCCAUCUUUGGCCAGGGCGAAGACACCCUUUAGACCACAUAGAUAAUACACAUCCCGCAGCCUUAGCGUUGGCUUCAGAACGGCAGUCAUGUGGCACAAGUCGGUGUGCGUGGCCUUGGUGGCCCUGGCAACCGGCUAUGUCUUCUUGCUGGACCCUGAUCUGCCGGACUCGGUGCUGGAAUACGUCUCGGCCUCCUUCCUGUACCAGCUGCCCGUGUCCCCGGAAAGCAGCAUGGCAGCUGCCUGGGACUCGCUCAUCAUCCAACCGGCCAAGCAGUGGAGCAGAGUUGCUGUUGGGGUCAAUGCCUGCGUCGAUGUGAUCCUUUCGGGUGUGAAGUUGUUUCAGGCCCUCGGUCUAGAUUCCGGAGACGGACGAGACCACUCGGUCUUGCAUUCCAUGGCGGAUCUGAAAGAAGCCUUCGCCCACUACAUGGGGAAGGGCGCUCUGUACGUGGGAGGAAACGCUGCUCUUAUUGGCCAGAAAAUCGCGAUGAAUCCAGACCUGAAGGUUAUGUUGUGCGGCCCGAUUGGUCCUAAACUCCACGAGCUGCUGGACGAAAACGUAAUUGUCCCUCCAGAGUCCAUGCAAGAGUUGGACGAAUUUCAUCUCAUACUGGAGUAUCGAGCAGGAGAAGAGUGGGGGCCGCUGAGAGCCCCAAAUGCCAACCGCUUCAUCUUCUCCCACGACCUGUCCAACGGGGCCAUGAACAUGCUGGAAGUGUUUGUGUCCAGUCUGGAAGAGUUUCAGCCGGACCUGGUUGUGCUGUCCGGUCUGCAUAUGAUAGAGGGGCAGAACAAGGAGGUGCGUCAGAAAAGGCUCCUGGAGGCAGUGGCUGCCAUCUCUGACAUUCCCACGGAUGUCCCCGUGCACCUGGAGCUGGCCAGUAUGACCGACCCAGACCUUAUGAGUGAGAUAAUUCAUCAGGUCUUUCCUCUCGUGGAUUCGAUCGGCUUGAAUGAACAGGAGCUGCUCUUCCUCACACAGGCAGCCACCGGGCCCCACGCCUCGUUGACAUCCUGGAACGGAAUCCCAGACGUGGGAGUCGUCAGCGACAUCCUCUUCUGGAUCCUGAAGGAGCACGGAAGGACUCCGACGAAGGCCUCGGAUAUGACCCGGAUCCAUUUCCACACUUUGGCCUAUCACAUCCUAGCUACUGUGGACGGCUACUGGGCCAACCAGGUUGCGGCCGUUGCCGCAGGCGCCAGAGUGGCGGGCACACAGGCCUGCGCCACGGAAACCAUCGACACAAGCAGAGUCUUCCUUAAAGCCCCACGGGAGUUUGCCACUUCCCGGAUAGGGGAAUCUUCUACAGUCUCCUUGAAUCCUAGCGAACCCGUGUCCGAGUGGCACAGGGAUGGCAUUUCGUUCCACUACACUCCAGUCCUGGUGUGCAGAGAUCCGCUGCGGACCGUUGGCCUCGGCGACGCCAUUUCUGCGGAAGGACUCCUCUAUUCCGAAUUCUCUUCUCAAUAACCUGUGUGAAUCUCCCCAUAGCAGUCUGAGCUGUGCCAUGCAGAUGUGGGCUGGAACUCAGCACUUCAUGGAAGAACCAAAGAUUAAGUUGGGUCCAGUCUAGCAGCCUGGUGGGAUCAUGGGGAUGCUUGACAGCGAGGCAGUUAAAUAUCGGGAUCGCCUCCCCACCCCCCAGAAUGGCAGCUUGAAACCAAAGCAGCUGCUGCUUUAAGUCGAUGGCGUGCAAUGACUUUAAAAGCUGCACACCGAGACGUGUGCGCUAUGCCCAGUCAUCCCAGGAAGUCUGUUAGUCCAUUACAACUGUCUUGUUUCAGGGAAGGCAAAAGGCAGCUGCGUUGCUUCUUUGCGUUGCGACAUUCCUCCUGUGGCAAGAGCCGGCCUCCCCCUUCACCUAGCAUCCCACCAAACGAGCAGUCCUAAAACGCGUCCUGUUGGCCCCGCAAGUCGGGAGGUACCUCAAAAGCUUCACUGAGAGAAAAAGUGGCAUUUCCACCAAAAGGACCGUUGGGAACUGCGCCUGGACAUCCACAAAGCAGCCAAAGUCAGCUAGGUUUUGCGUGAGAGACUUGAUCGUAUGUACUUCCGUAGCUGGCGUUUGCAAACGUCUACCUUUUGACUUUUGUUUUAGAGCUACAGGCAGACAAAACCUAUUAGGUGCUGCGUCGAUACGAGGCAGUAACUGGAGGUUGUCAAAAAAGAAAAGAAAAGGAGAGCCGUCGUUUAAUUUUACUCAGCAGCUUGUUUAACACGGGGAAGGGGGAAACCUAGUCUGGGUCAAGUGCCAAAGAAUCCGAACGCAUUCCAAAAGCACCAAGAGAACUCCUUUUUUUUUGUUCCAGAUAAAUGCCAACCUUUCCAGCUGGGGGAAAAUAAAAUAACUGACUUACUCUUCCAUUCCUGGCUUCCUCUAUUGGCGUGGGAGUCCGGAGGUCACAUGGCCUGCAGGCAAACAUUUCUCCAGAGCUCAGGAAAUUGCCUCUGGCCAUUGUGUACAGAUCUUUGCUGUUUUUUCUCUUGCAUUCCACUUCUCUCUCUCUCUCUCU